GACGCAACGUUGCCAACAACAAACGGUGCUGACGCUUCUUCACUACAGACACACUGAGAGGGAAUAUACCAAACACCAACAGGGACUGUACUGUCACACUCUUUCUCACGGGGAUCAAUCUUUGCAACCUGAAAACAUGAUUCCAGAGGAAAGCUUCGGCUCCAUCGAGAACAGGAUGCAGUCUGCAGGUCUGGCCCUGGAGGAGUUGCUGGUGACAGCUCAGAAACAAGACUGCCUGACCGUUGGCAUUUAUGAAUCAGCCAAACUUCUUAAUGCAGACCCAGACAGCGUGGUCCUGUGCGUCCUGGCAGCUGACGCUGUAGAGGACGCAGACGACGUGGCGCUGCAGAUCCACUUCACCCUGCUGCAGUCCUUCUGCUGCGACAGCGGCAUUACCAUCCUGCGAGUCUCCGGAGUCCAGCGGCUCCAGCAGCUGCUGGGUGCCGUGGAUGCCAACAGGAACCAGGAAGACCACGGAGACCUCCACUGCAUGCUGGUUACGAACCCCCAGGCUGACCACUGCAGACUACAAGAGGUGGGGACCUACUGCCAGGAGAGUCGACGCCUGGACCAGUGGGUGCCUGAACUGGUCCUGCAGGAGCGCUGAAGGGUCCGGCACUCACAUACACCAACAAACACAUGAGCUUUCUGGGUUCAGAUGCUGAUGAACUGCAGGGUCCGUUGUUGCUCGUGCAGGGAUGGCCUGGAGUGGACUGGAACGGGCUGUCCUGACUGAUGACAAACAGGAACCAAGGACUCCCUCUCAGUGAAACAGUCAGAGUGGAGACCAGUUUACAAAAUCUACUUUGUGCAGAAGAUACAGACAGAAAUAGCCAGGCCACAUUGUUUUUACAUUGUCAGUAAAACUAAAUCUACUUUUGUGCUUCUGUUUGACUACUACAAUGUGUACGGGGUGUGACAAUCAAUAACAGCGUCGAAAGAAACGUGUCCACACCCAAAUUACCUGGAAGACCUGUGUGUUUGACAGGACAGGAAUGCUGUAAUGAAACUAUGCCCAACAUUCCUCUGCAUUCCGACAUGGGAGAGUCCUUGGAGAGGAGGCGUGUGAAUGUGUGGUAUGCGUGUACAAUACUCGUGUCUUUCUUUAGAAAAGACUGGGCGGGCGAGCGUGUGCGUUCCGGAAACAAGCAGCUGAACCUGCGGAGGAAUCGUCGCCAUGGAAACUGAAAUGGAAAUGAUGUUGGAGUUGAAAGUCGUACAGGAUUUAUCGGCAUUUCAGGACCACAAAACAAAGUGGGCAAUGAAUGUUUUUGGCCAGAGGAGGAUACAAAAUAAGGAACUGAUGACUGUAAAUUCUCAUUGUGCUGCAAAAGAAACCACAGUCUAUAUCUUUGGUGCCUUCAGGAGUGCUGCUGUUUUUUUGUUUUUUUUUAUCAAAUGCUGUUAAAAUACUAUGAAACAGUGCUACACCAGUAAUUUAUUGAUUGUGUCCGUUGUUUGUGUAGCUAUUUAUGGCUGAAUUUUGUGCUAAUAAAUUAUUGUAUUCAUAA
Sebastes umbrosus (honeycomb rockfish) is the source of this 1511-nucleotide messenger RNA. Its product is annotated as growth arrest and DNA damage-inducible protein GADD45 beta-like. Gene Ontology annotation, biological process: regulation of cell cycle. The record is from RefSeq and is a predicted model, not a curated record. Gene Ontology annotation, cellular component: cytoplasm; nucleus. NCBI's taxonomy places the organism in Eukaryota, Metazoa, Chordata, Actinopteri, Perciformes, Sebastidae. The transcript is spliced from 4 exons. Bases 137 to 607 code for a protein of 156 amino acids.